CGUAAACAUGUUUCCAUGUUGUUUUUAUGGUGAUGGAGGCUGUGAAGUCAGAUUAUUAGUGAUCCUCGGCUCUAAAGGCUCUCAGAAAUGAGGUCAUUGCCUCAUACUAGGAAACCUCUAAUGAAAAUCAAAAGAGCAGCAUGAAAUAUCUGUUGUACGCACUGGGACAGCAUCACACGCACUAACACACCUCUUAGGAUGCACACAGCAGAGCCACACUAUAGAUGUUCCUGCUGGCCCUGACGUCAGCUUGUUUUUGUGCUGUUUUUUUAGCUUCUAGUAAACAGGAAUCCUGCAAGGCCUCACAGGGAGCAUGAUCAAACCAGUUAGCGCUGCUGCUCCUGAUGGGGGAUAAAAGCAGCCUGGAACAUUGGCCUGGACCGCACAUGCUGCUGGACUGCCUGCACUUACUGCAGCAGAUAUGAAGUCUAAAAUCACAGUUGUCUGGACGUGUACUUUGGCCGUCUCACUGUUCAUUGUGUCCUGUCAUGCACAGAAGCUGAAUAUUCACUGGGGUCCUCAGUCCAUGAUGUACUUGAAGGGCAAACAUGGCAGGAGGUUUGUGAUGGAGGAUGACAACAGUGUCUUGAAGCAGGGUCUACAAGGGUGGUAUGAAGUUCUCAGAGGCAUCCAGAAGCUCCAGACACCACAGUUCAAAAAACCCACUCACAUUGUGAGCUCAGAGAAAGUCCUCAUCCACUACCUCCAGGAGAGAUGAGACGCACACGAGCACCUCACUGAGAACUGGUCCAAACUCACAGACUUCUCUUCACAUCACCGGCAUCGGCGUGACAGGAGACACAAGCGGUGCUACUGGCUCUGCUUAAUGUAAAUAGUAAACUGUGACUUGUUAUGAAAAUUUUCCAUGUAUGACUAUUUUAUGUGUGUCCAGAUUUCAUGUUGUUGUAUGUAAAAAGAAAAUCACUGAAGUAAAUGAUGAUUUACGUCCUCUUGGCAGUGGCUUGAUUGCAGUAUUAUGUUGACCACCAGAGGGCAGUAAUAGAAAGCCUAAAGACUGACUCUUUCUCUCAGCUCUGAGCUUUGUCAGUUUUUACUAUGAUACU
Messenger RNA from Mugil cephalus (flathead mullet), 1064 nucleotides. RefSeq names its product spexin prohormone 2-like. Bases 422 to 718 code for a protein of 98 amino acids. Lineage: Eukaryota; Metazoa; Chordata; Actinopteri; Mugiliformes; Mugilidae. The transcript has 5 exons. The record is from RefSeq and is a predicted model, not a curated record.